AUGUCGAAGCGGCGAGUCGCCUACUACUACGAUAGCGACGUCGGGGCCUAUACAUAUGGCCUAGGACACCCAAUGAAACCCCAUCGCAUCAAGCUCACCCACGAUCUCGUCUCUGCGUACGAUAUGAUGGACAAAAUGCAUAUUUUGAGACCGAAAAGAGCGACGUCAGAGGCCAUGACCGCAUUCCACACGGACGAAUAUGUUCAUUUUUUGAACAGGGUGACGCCUGAGACGGCGGAGGAGCUCACUUAUCAUGGAACAAGGUUCUUAAUUGGCGAGGACAACCCAGCGUUCGAGGGACUGUUCGAAUUUUGCUCGAUAUCAGCAGGGGGGACCCUAGGGGCUGCCCAAAGAAUAGCUUCAGGGGCAGCAGACAUCGCGAUUAACUGGGCUGGUGGACUGCAUCACGCGAAGAAACGAGAAGCGUCCGGAUUCUGCUAUAUCAAUGACAUAGUCCUGGGUAUCCUGGAACUGCUGCGCACGUAUCCCCGUGUUCUCUACAUCGACAUCGACUGCCACCAUGGCGAUGGCGUCGAGGAGGCCUUCUACACGACGGAUCGCGUUAUGACGUGUAGUUUCCAUAAAUUUGGCGAAUACUUCCCGGGGACUGGGACCCAAGACGACAAAGGAAGGGGAAAGGGGAAAGGUUACGCGGUGAAUGUACCGUUGAAAGACGGGAUAACGGACGAAAGCUUCAAAAGCGUCUUCGAGCCAGUCAUUGCCAAGAUCCUUGAAGUAUUUAGACCGUCGGCCGUGGUGCUGCAAUGUGGCGCGGACUCCCUAUCAGGGGACAAACUAGGAUGCUUCAAUAUCACAAUGCAUGGGCACGCCCAUUGUGUGCAAUUCCUUCGGAAACAGAACAUUCCCCUGAUCUUACUUGGUGGGGGUGGUUACACCGUGAAGAACGUUGCUCGAGCAUGGACCUAUGAAACUGCAUGUGCCUUAGGUAUAGAGGAUGAUAUCGACCCCAAUCUCCCUUGGAAUGAAUACUUUGAAUGGUUCGGCCCUCGGUACAGGUUGGAAGUAAUGGCGAAUAACAUGGAUGACUGCAACGUCAAAGACGGUUCUCUCGAGAAAGUUCGAAUCACUGCCCUAGAACAGUUGCAGGGUCUUCCGUGCGCUCCGUCGGUAGGCAUGCAUGACGUCCCUUCCGAAAGUGUAGGGGAACAUCUCGGGCUCCGCAAAGAAGAGGAUGAAUUGGACAAAAAAUUAGCCCAGCACGCUAGAUAUGUUUACCAGCUUCAAGAAUCGGAUGCCACGUCUUCUGAGGAGGACCAACCCGACUCCGAGGAGGACUCGGAAGAUUCAUCUGCAAGUCGACGAUACACACGAAGCGCUCACCGUGCUGCAGAACGUCGGGCUCCAAAGAAGCGAAUGUCGUUGAUCACUAAUCAAUACUAUGAUGUACCAGGACAAGAGGACGGCUUCAGCCACUACGAUUAUGGGGGGCCUUCGAAUCGCAAGGCCAAACGUAGAUUCUUCCAAGCCUCGACAAGUUGGGACCACGUAUACCCUACGGCCCCGGCAGAGUCCAUGCACAGUAGAGACCCCCUUCGAGUCCUAAACCCUGGCGGAAGGAAGGUGGCCGUGACUGAAGCAAUGGGACGCGGGGGACGAGGCAUCGAAGAUGUGAAUAUGGAUGAAGACAGGGAGUGGGACGAGAUGGAUCCAAAUCCGUAG
Pleurotus ostreatus (oyster mushroom) is the source of this 1680-nucleotide messenger RNA. RefSeq lists its product as uncharacterized. The record is from RefSeq and is a predicted model, not a curated record. The transcript is spliced from 8 exons. Lineage: Eukaryota; Fungi; Basidiomycota; Agaricomycetes; Agaricales; Pleurotaceae. Gene Ontology annotation, molecular function: histone deacetylase activity. Bases 1 to 1680 code for a protein of 559 amino acids.